Molecule: messenger RNA, 949 nt
Organism: Etheostoma cragini (Arkansas darter)
Lineage: Eukaryota; Metazoa; Chordata; Actinopteri; Perciformes; Percidae
Product: putative nuclease HARBI1
Exons: 2
Coding region: 23-778 (251 amino acids)
Source: RefSeq, a predicted model, not a curated record
GGAUUCACAGAGAGCCAGUGAAAUGGCAGGUGUUGUCCACCGUCACCACCGCUUUGCCAGGAGAGGAUACCGUCAAAGGGUGUAUGUUGAACGUACCAAGCCACUGGAGCAAUACACCACUGAGGAGCUGUAUGUCCGGUUUUGCUUUGGGAAGGCUGAUAUAGAGUACCUUGUGAACCUUCUCAGGCCAAAACCUCAACACAGAACCCAAAGGAGUCACGGUCUGUCUGUGGAAGACCAGAUCCUCAUUGCUCUCCGAUUUUAUGCAUGUGGGACUUUCUAUCAAGUUGUUGGUGACUAUAUGGGAGUGGUGAAAUCAGCUGUGUGUGAUGUGGUGACAGAUGUGUCAAUCGCACUGGCCAGCCUGGUCAAUGAAUUUGUUUUUUUUCCAAAGGACAACCAGAUUGCCCAGGCCAAGCGCAGCUUUUUUCUUUUAGGGAAUAUGCCCAAUAAUAUUGGAGCAAUCGACUGCACACAUGUGCAUAUACAAGCACCUCGUGAGAAUGAAUGGGAGUUCAUAAACAGAAAGGGGAGGCACAGCAUCAAUGUCCAACUUGUGUGUGAUGCUGACCUCAUCAUCACCAACUGCGUUGUCAAGUGGCAGUGGUCUGUCCAUGAUGCACGCAUCCUGAGGGAGAGCGCUCUUUAUGGAGACCUCCAAACCAACCGACCAGAUGGCAUAAUAUUAGGAGACAGUGCCUACCCACUCCUACCAUGGCUGACUCCUUUUGUAACAGCAAAUACAACGGCGCAGGCACGCUUCAACACUGCUCAUUGAAGAGCAAGAUGUGCAAUUGAGUGUUUAAAUGGAGUUCUUAAGAGGCGCUCUGCAUGCCUUAACUACCUGAGAGUGGAACCACAGAAAGCAUGCAACAUAACCCUUGCCUGUAUUGUCCUGCACAACAUCGCUACUAAGCGCAAUGUCCCUCUCUGUGCUGACAAUGAUGCA